UUUACUCUUCCUCGCAACUGAAACUCUCCUGUUUCUCCCUACUCUAUCGCCAUUCCCUCCAACAAGGUUGACAAGAUCCUUUCUUUUACAGAUUCUUCUCUCUCUCUCAAAAAAAAAAAAAUCCCAUCUUUGAUGUUAAAGUUUUGGAAAUGAAUCCAGCGAGUUCGUCCCGAGUGAAAUACACAGAGCAAAGAACAGUUACUAACAAGCUAGUGAAGCCAUCAAGCAAUUGGUUUUCCAUGGAGUCCAAACCCAAAGCCCCUAGAAUUGUCAGGAUUUCUGUCACCGAUGGCGAUGCCACGGAUUCUUCUAGCGACGAAACCGAACAAGAGAGACAUCGGAGAGUGAAAAGGCAUGUGAAUGAAAUCAGGAUCGAAGAUUGUUCCAGAUUCAAUUUCACCAAGGUAGCAAACAAGCAAAACAAGCAAACAAAUAGUAAGAGCAAUCCUGUAAAUAUCAGAUCAAGGAAGCAACAACAGCAGCGAUGUUUGUCUAACGGAGUGAAAUACCGUGGGGUUCGACAAAGGCCAUGGGGAAGAUGGGCGACUGAGAUCAGAGACCCUACGAGUCGAACCAGGGUUUGGCUUGGGACUUAUGACACUGCUGAAGAAGCUGCUUUGGUUUACGACAGAGCUGCGAUAAGAAUCAAAGGUCCUGACGCUCUCACAAACUUUGUAAAGCCUCCUGUGAGACGUCCCCCACCAGGGAUUGAACUUGAAAUGAGUUUCGGGUAUGAUACUGGCCAAGAAUCUCAGUCUCUCUCUUCACCUACUUCUGUACUCAGAUUUCGGUCCAAUGAAGAAGCUGAACUUCAAACCGAGUCCAAAGAUGACUUCUUGGAGCUUAUAGAAAGUGGGUGGAAACCUGUUCAGGAACUCCCAGAAGAACUAAGAGACUUGUCAGAUGAGUAUUUAUUAACAGAUCCGGGGGCUUUAUGUGAUUACUGUGAUUCUAAUAACCCUGUACCAAUAUUUUUUGAUGAAAUGAGGCUACCAGAAGACAGCAAUUUCGAACAGGAUUAUGCUGAUAUUUCUGUUGAUUUUGGGUCUUGUACGUGGGAUGUCGAUAAUUACUAUUAAGAUCAGUGAAAUUUUGCUUGAAACAGUUCCCUGGUGUUGCCGCCCUGGAAUGUUCAGACGCUAACCCAGUUGCUGGUAAAUACUUUGCCGUGCGUGAUUUAUGUGAAUGUAAUGGUAAAUUCCGAGUGGAAUUUUGGAUACAUAUUCACAGUUUUUUAGUACUUUUUUUCUAAGUGUGUUUCUCUACUACAGUGUGUAAAGAAAUGCGAAGUAAAUAUGUAAAUUCUUGUUUUUUUCGAAGGGGUUCUUUUUCGUGGAUGGCUUCUCUUCUUUUGUGAACUGAAUAGGUUCGGUGUGCAUUUCAAUUGGCGUGGUCAUUGUGUGUGUGCUUGGAAGCGUGCUUUGUGUUUAUCGCUUUCUUCAGAAAAGAGUAUAAUCCGAUUUAUUGCUCGUUCAGUUCUUUGCUUUAGAUCUUUUUCUUGUCUGUGUAUUUAAUGGGGGUCCAUGAGAUAUUUUAUUUUAUUUUUAAUCUUUGAUUGGGGCAUUGGCGCGGGACUCAAAAGGCUGCCAAAUUAAGACAAAGUUGGGUUCCCAUGUUCAAUGGUUCGCCACCUUAAGACACUUGCUCGCCAUAAACUCUAUCUGAGAGCCAUUCUUUUUAAGCAUGGCUUCCUAUUCCAUGCCACAUGUUCUCCGGUUCAAGGUUUUAAUGCCUGUCAAUC
Messenger RNA from Durio zibethinus, 1741 nucleotides. It is a transcript of the gene CRF6, whose product is annotated as cytokinin response factor 6. The record is from RefSeq and is a predicted model, not a curated record. Gene Ontology annotation, molecular function: DNA binding; DNA-binding transcription factor activity. Gene Ontology annotation, biological process: regulation of DNA-templated transcription. Lineage: Eukaryota; Viridiplantae; Streptophyta; Magnoliopsida; Malvales; Malvaceae.